GGAAUUUUCAUACAAAGAGCAAAAGUGGGUUACGCAAAGUUGGAAAUUUACAAGGAGUGGUUGAUUAUUUAGCACGUCAUCCAGGCCAGUUUAAAGUCUGUUUGUCCUCCAGCUUCAGGCAGUUGAGGUAAAAAUUGUUUAGUAUAUAAAUCUGCUGAAUUACUUUAACUUUUUUUUGCAUCCAGACAAAUGAAUCUAUGUAUGAAUUUAAAUAAAUGCUUUAGUCACUUUAGGCAUUCCAUACAUUUUUCCUAAUUGGACAGGAAGACUAAAUCACAGAGCUGAAAAAAAAAAAAAAAAACACCUCCUACCGCCUGAGGAGUUCUCUACAAACUCGAAGACGUCAAACAGGCGGUGCCAGACUUCAGCUCGGAGUCAUCCAGAGGGGGGCUGACUGCUGCUGUUCAUUGUCUGAGCGUGCAGCAGCAGCAUGGAGGCAACCAAAGCGGAGGAGGGCUCGUCUGACCAUGAGGCGACCGUGUUUGGAACAUCUGAGCCAGAAGGUCAGAAGGGCACGCCUGAGCGGAGAAAGAAUCGGAUUAAGCACCCUAAGAUCAUUGCUGGGGUUCUGCUGCUUAUUUUACUGAUCGCCAUCCUGGCUGCACUGAUUUCCAUGAAAUCAAAGACUCACAGAAGAGGAGGGGAGCUCUGGUUGGAGCAAGAACCUCAAGAACUUCACCAGCCGAAGUGUCCAUCAGGUUUUUCCCGACCCCCCCUGAUCCUGGUGUCGCUAGACGGUUUCCGGGCGCAGUACCUGAAAGACCACCAGAACCAUUUACCGAUCAUCAGUGCUUUGCGAAACAGAGGAACAACAGCUCCAUACAUCAGACCUGUCUACCCAACAAAGACCUUCCCCAACCACUACACCAUCGUCACCGGUCUUUAUCCCGAGUCUCACGGGAUCGUGGAUAACAAGAUGUACGACGUGACUCGAAACGCCUUCUUCAGCUUGAGAACAGACGAGAAAAAUAACCCCAAGUGGUACCAAGGAGAACCGAUUUGGAUCACCGCCAAACGUCAAACACUAAAAGCAGCCACUUUCUUCUGGCCGGGCUCCGAUGUGAAAAUCAACGGCACAUUUCCGAAUAUCUACGAGAAGUAUAACAGAGAUAUCACGUUUGAGACCCGAGUGUCAACUUUGCUGAAUUGGCUCAGUUUACCUGAAGAGAAGAGACCAGACUUUUAUACUUUGUACCUGGAGGAACCUGAUCGUUCUGGCCAUGGUUAUGGUCCAGAAAGUUCACAGGUGAUUGAUGCUUUAAAAACAGUGGAUGAUAUGAUCGGUGAACUGAUGGACGGGCUGACAGAGAGAAACCUGCAUCACUGCGUCAAUUUAAUCAUCAUGUCUGACCAUGGGAUGGAGAAGGCUUCAUGCGAAAAAGCAGCAUUUGUGUCGAAUUACCUUCCUCACACGUCCGACUUUGACGUAAUCCAAGGCCCGGCUGCUCGCAUCAGACCAAAGCGCCUCCCAGAAGAUUACUUUUCCUUCGACUACGAAGGGCUAGUGAGGAACCUCUCGUGCAGCGCCGCUGACCUGACAAUGAGGCCAUACCUCAAAGAACAUCUCCCUAAAAGGAUGCACUUCGCCAACAACAUCCGCAUCGAGAGGGGCCACCUCUACAUGAAGCCGGGCUGGCAGGCGGCGCUAAGCCAAAAGGAGGUCAAAUACUGUGAAGGUGGGUUCCACGGAUCAGAUAACAUCUUCACCAACAUGCAGGCAAUUUUCAUCGGUUACGGCCCAGGAUUUUUACAAAACACAGUCGUGCCCCCCUUUGAAAAUAUUGAAGUCUAUAAUCUCAUGUGUGAUCUUCUUAAUAUCCGUCCAGCUCCAAACAACGGGACCCACGGCAGUCUGAACCACCUCCUGAGGAAUCCUGUCCACCGUCCAGUGCACCCCGCUCAGCUGUCGCAUGACACCCCCUGUGAGGCCUCAGUACCAGCCUACCCGUCCCAGUCGCUGUGCAACUGUUCAUCUCUAACCGUCAGAACGGAGACUUUAAUGAACGAAGUUCUACUAGCUAAUACCACCAACAAGGACCAAAUACGUCGCCUCCACCAUCCUUACGGCACGCCGGGAGUCGUCCAUUCAGGUGCAAACUUCUGCCUACUUUACCACUCGGACUACAUCAACGGCUACAGCAAAGACCGCCUCAUGCCUCUGUGGGUGUCCUACACCAUGCGGCCUCUGAUGAGAAUACCAGAGCCGAGGCUGGAGGCAGACGGGUGUAUUCGUGCAGAUAUACGCGUCCCACAGGCCUCUAGCCAGAAGUGCCUUCAACUCAAGGGUCACCACAGCCUGACCUAUGGCCUGAUGCACCCCCACUAUUUAAACAGCAGCGGUCCAGAAACAGACUCUCUGAUGGACAGCAACAUGGUGCCAAUGUUUCCUGCAUUUAAAAAGGUUUGGAACUAUAUCCAUCAAACCCUGUUGACAAAAUACUCACAGCACCUUAACGGAAUCAACAUCCUCAGCGGGCCAAUAUUUGAUACGGACUAUAAUGGGAACGUUGAUCCUAUCGGAAAUGUUUCAGGGAAGGAACCCUCCAACCCAACACACUUCUUUUUGAUUCUAACCAGUUGCCAAAAUGAGACUUUCUCCCCCAAUAACUGUGUCGGUCCACUGAAGGUCCAGUCUUUUGUUCUUCCUCACAGACCGGACUACUCUGAGGUCUGCAAGGAGUCAGAUUUGGAGUUUGUAGAGAGCUGGAUGUCUUUCCACGCCGCUCGGGUCAGAGACAUCGAGCUCCUGACAGGACUCAGCUUCUACCACAGCAGGAUAUCAGUGGAGGAAACACUGCGACUCAAGACUUUUCUAGACACACAGCGUGCAGUGGAAUACUCAAGAAAUUGAUGAUUUUUUUAAUACAUUUUUAUCUUUUUGUUUCCUAUUCAAGGUCAUAUUUUUUCAAAGGACUUGACAUAAAAGGUUCACAUUUUUAUGAAGUACAAACUUUAAAAAAUGUAAAUGUGAUGGAUUACUGUGUUGGAAGGAUUUGAAUAAAAACACAGAAAUCCUUAACAUGGAAAUAUCAAAUGAAUAAUUGCUUAAAAUGUUUUAUCUUCUGCCAGUUGUCAUUUUUUGUACUUUAUGUUCUUGUAUUAUGGUAAAUUUAUCGAAUUUUUACUCAGUUUUCCAUCUGUUUGUAUUCAUGGAUAGAUUCUGGAGCCAGUUCACACAUUUUGUGAGAAGCAGAAGGGCUUUUAUCCCUCCAGAUAAGGAGGUUGAUGAUAAAACGACUCUAGAGAUAAAUCAACAACCCAAUGGUUUGUAUGGAGCCAAUCUGGAAUCUGUUUUGUUUUUACUUGAAAACUCUUCAUUUCUCGAUUCUGAUCUGUCCAAAAAUGAACUCCACCCUGAAGCUACGUUCACACUGCCCUUUCAAGUAUCCACUU
Messenger RNA from Oryzias melastigma (Indian medaka), 3393 nucleotides. It is a transcript of the gene enpp1, whose product is annotated as ectonucleotide pyrophosphatase/phosphodiesterase 1. Gene Ontology annotation, biological process: regulation of bone mineralization; inorganic diphosphate transport; ATP metabolic process. The record is from RefSeq and is a predicted model, not a curated record. Gene Ontology annotation, cellular component: cell surface. The transcript has 23 exons. Gene Ontology annotation, molecular function: dinucleotide phosphatase activity; phosphodiesterase I activity; metal ion binding. Lineage: Eukaryota; Metazoa; Chordata; Actinopteri; Beloniformes; Adrianichthyidae. Bases 431 to 2851 code for a protein of 806 amino acids.